This is a messenger RNA of Colletotrichum truncatum, 621 nucleotides long. RefSeq lists its product as uncharacterized. The record is from RefSeq and is a predicted model, not a curated record. NCBI's taxonomy places the organism in Eukaryota, Fungi, Ascomycota, Sordariomycetes, Glomerellales, Glomerellaceae.
AUGGAGAGCCUCCAGUUGGCACAGAUGCUCGCCGACCUGAGUAGCCUCAACGCAGCGGAACCUAAUGCUGCUGCAGCCCUCGUGACGGCAAACAAGGCGAUCGAAACCGUUGAGAAGAGCGGCACCGGCAUCACUGCUCCUACCGCCACCAAGCGCCCAACCGACGAGCUGCGCCGCGCACACAGCUCCCAGACUUCGCGCCCCGGCACGGGAACUGCCACGCCCGUUCGGGUCGACAAAUUUGGCCGCCGCAUCAUGAUGAGCCCGCCGGCGCUCUCGCGGUCCAACUCGGCACAGGGUUCGAUCCCUGGCACGCCAAAGGGCGGUUCUGAUGUAUGGAUCUUUGCUCCCAUUUCCUCUCCUCAGCAACGCCUCUACGAUCAGUCAAAAACUUACAUCGGUGUUGUGGAACAGGGCGAAGACGACCUGGAUAGGGCGUCAACACUUAUGGCGCUAUACGAGAUCCGGGCCAAGCUGAAGCAGCAGGACAGUAGCAGUCUGAUGAAGGCACGAGAGAAGAUUGCCGACCUCGCCCAACGGCAACAGCAACAACAGCAGCAAGGCGGCUCGAACAAGAAGGAGCCCGAGAAGCUCACCUCGCGAUUCACGUUUCCCAAGUAA